Messenger RNA from Penicillium cataractarum, 3789 nucleotides. RefSeq lists its product as uncharacterized. The transcript is spliced from 5 exons. The record is from RefSeq and is a predicted model, not a curated record. NCBI's taxonomy places the organism in Eukaryota, Fungi, Ascomycota, Eurotiomycetes, Eurotiales, Aspergillaceae. Bases 1 to 3789 code for a protein of 1262 amino acids.
AUGGCCGCCGCUGGCGCAAGGGCUCAGAAGCCCGUCGGCUCCGCCGCAUGGAUCGCCGCAGAGAAGGAAAACAUGGCGGAUCUGGUUGAGCAGGAGCUGGAGGAAGUGGAAUACCCAGUCCGCCAUGAAAUGGACUGGCUAAAUGAACAUAUGGCUGAGAUCUUCUCAAAGGGCCAAGCAAAUUUUACAGAUGUGUUUAAGACGCCGGGAAAGAUGAGAGGCAAGACACCGCGGACGGCGCGGAAGCGGAAUGUGGAAGAGAACCGAGUGGUUAGUUGCUCUGGAUUUACUGUGACGAAGAAUAUCGUGGUGAAGCUAACCUCCCUUCCUCAGCCACUAAGCGAGAUCUUCUCGUCCGCUCACAAAACUGUGGAAAACAAGGCAGCUCCCAGUCCCAGUCCUUUCAUUCAUCGUAUCGUAUCGAAAACCAAUGCGACAGCAACUACAUCCGCAUCCGCAGCUUCCCCCGCCAUCUCUCGCUCUAAGACAUUGGAAAAGGCCUCGCAACCACAAUACCCGGACCUCACCCAGAAUUUGAACUCUUUCUCCCAGUACAACACGGACUCGGGGUAUCAUGGAAUGCAGGACGAUGAUGAAAUGAUCCUGCCGGAUACACAGCCAAACACCCAGACGUCCACGCAGCCGUUCGAGGCAGACGAGCAUGCCGUAUUGAGCCCUCAAGUGGAUGUCUCGAUUGACCAGCAACCAACAGAGGAUUCUUUCCACUCAGCGCAAGAGAAUGUUCGUUUGCGUGGGGAAACCGUUGAGCCGGUGAACAUUGAUCCGACCCCAGCAAAGGAACGAAUUACACGCCCCGCAGGGUCGGUUUCUAAGGCUCCGGAACCAGAAAUGGACUCGACGCCCAAGGCUCGGAUGCAGCCUAAGUCUAAGAUUGCCACGGCUGCUAAAAAGCGGCAAGAAAGCCCAGUGGCUCAACAAGUAAAGGAAAAGACAAUGGAUGACGAACCCUUGUCAAAGGCUGAAGCUUCUCCGGAGGUCUCAAGAGCCAAGGAGCAAAACCUUGGAAGCCCGGACGUGGAAAUGGAAGAGGCAGUCAACGAUACAAUUCUCGACGACAACUUUGAUGAUAUUGGGUCUCCAUCCGAUGGCUCCACUCCAGAACGAUUCCCGAUGCGGAAGAGCAGCUUGAACUUUGCAUCCUUGCCAGCGCGAGAGCCUCUGAAACCCCCGCGACGCUCCCGCACAUCUCAUAUUGACCUUCAGAAGUUGAGCAGUACUGGCCGCCCUAGUCUGCUAGGCAAGCAAUCGGGAGGGCGCAGGAUGACUCAAGAAGCGGCAGAGGAUGAAAUGGCCGACGCCGGUACAAAGGAUCUAGAGAACGCGAAGGAUGCGGAAGACACUAUGGACGUGGAUCAGGUCAGCAAGAUCCACAACCAGAAGUCGACGCAGAGCCUUCAUGAUAGGAUUAGUAUGCUCGGGAAGCUUCAGCCAUCCCGACCCAAAAAGUCAAUGGCAUCGAUGGCUGGCCUGUCUGCUGGUCAGGUGCCAUACCCAGAGCUUCCUGCAGCCAAGCCUGAAUCAAAGCCGGAACCUCCGAGUCAGAAGGAACGUCCAAUUCCUACCCAGGAGCCAGACGAAAUGGACGUGGAUGACUGGAUCAGGCCUCUGAGUUCGCCACAGCGUCUCGAUCUCACAAAGAGCAAAACCACAGACGUGAUGGAGAAGCUCUUCGACGUUGAACAAUCCACAAGUAAAACGGUUGGAAUGAAUGCUCGGGAGCAACAGUCUACUGAACCGGAACGUCCCAAGUCAUCAUACUCUAUAUUCUCCUCGCCACGCCCACAUGGUCACCACAAAACUGCUUCUGUGUCGAACAUUGCAUCAGAAGCUUCGACCACUCCUACUGGAUCUCCUCGGCGCUUUGAUGGACCCCCUCAGUGCUCCGCCAAGGGCUUGUUCACAAGCACUGGUGGCUCAACAAGACUCGAGACUUCUUCUCCCGAACAGCCGCGUCUUCGGCCCCAGGAACAAGCUAGUGCAGUUGCAGAAACCAAGGAAGAUCAGCGCGAAUCUCAGCCUCGCCAGAUCUCUAGCCCCCCACGGCAAGAAGGCCGUCGAACGCGGAGCUCCACGGAGAGAGAGGAGAAGCGUCGACAAAAGGAACGAGAUGAUCGAGAGCGAGAGGAAGAGGAAAUUCGACAGGAGAAAGCUCGCGAAAAGGAAAAGCAGCGAGCAAUGCAACUCAAGGCAAUGCAAGACAAGUCCUCUGUUGAGCCAGAAGAGAGACCAGGCAAUACGGCCCAACGGUCAAUGCAGCCGUCACGGCAGCAAUCCCGUGAGCCAGAGUCUGCUCACGAUGGGUCGCGGUUCGGCCUUCCCCAGCCGAAGCAAACCGAUCGACGCCCCAAGCCACCCACCCGCGAGCCAGCCCAAAAGCCCAACCCGCGGCCAGUUUCUAUCCGUGUCGGAAGCACACUCUCGCGUCCGAUGCCCAUACCUUCCUCCAUGACUUCCAAUAGCCAGGAGCCUGCUGCACCCGCUGCCGCUCCGGUUCCUGCUUCAAAAACAGCCUCUUUGAAAAAGAAGGGUAGCAACCAAUCUCUGCACACGUCUUCUUCAGCGAGCAGCUUCAAGAGCUCUGUCUCGAGUCAAACGCAGGCACAGCGGAAGAAGAAAGAGCAAGAAGAGCGUGAAGUCCGUCGAAAAGAGGAGCAGAGAAAGGAAGAGCAGAAACGCGAGGCAGACAGGAGACGAGCUUUACAGAAACAGCAAGAGGAGGAGGCUCGGCGUCAAGCUGAGGCCGAGCGAGAACGCGCCGCUCAAGAGGAUCCCAAGAAGAGUGCCCACAUGCGGGCAAUCGAGAGGCGACGACAGGAGAAUAACGCUCGGAAACACGUGCGCCAGGGUAGUCAGCAGGUGGUCAGCGAGGCUCCCCCACUCCAGCACGAGAGGCCUGCAUCACAAGCUGCUCAACGGAAUGACUUGGGUGCGACAAGGCCAGCAUCGCGCUUGGGCUACGGUCGAACCAUCAACCCACCAGCACCGAACCCCGCCAAGCCGCCCAAGAGAAAUAUGGAUGAAGAAGCGGGCUAUCGGUCUGCAGUCACUAAUCCUAGUAAUGCCCAACCUUCUGGUGAGGCCAAGCGACGCAAGACUGAGGAUGAGCAUAACCCUAUGCAGCCCGUGCGACCUACUAUGGCACCUCCUAUCCGUCAGUCAAAUAUUCGCAAGGUCGACAAUUUGCAUGUGUAUUCUAAUGAACUUGCGAAGCAGCCUUCUAUGUUUGGAGGACAGCCUGGCUCUUCCAUCUUCAAAACUGGCCAGCCUCAACGACCCGCUCACCCAUCGGAGUUGGCCAAGUAUAGCAACAACAAGAUUCCAUUCGCGGAACCUAACCACGCGCCACCCCCAGCUGUACAGAAGCCUGCCGCGCCUGGCUCUGCUCAGCGACCUCCACCUGUGGCUAAGCCAUCGCCGAAGUACCCAAGUGGUGAAAGCAUCCACCUCCCAGAAAUCGCCACGGACAGCGAAGAUGAGGAUGACUCGGACUCCGAGAUGUUCCCAGUACCCAAGUGGGCUCAACCUAAGGAACUGGAGGGUCUAUUGCGACAGCAGGACGGAAUGGAAGUUGACUCCAUUUUCGGUCCCAUUGCGCCGUUCUCCCUGGAAGAGACCUUCAAAGCCGACAAGAAGAUCAAGAAAUACCGUGACCGCACCAGUAGCGCCAACUGGAACGGCCCAGACGGUCUCACCCAGGAGGAGAUUCGCAAAGAUCGUAUCGAGCGGCAAAAGCUGCGACUCAAUGGUGGUUGGUCAUUCCAGCAAUAA